AUGCCCGAUGACACUGCGUUGCUCCUCGCAUCUGAAUCUCGAUCAGUCAUGCGAUUAGAGAUAGGUCGAGAUCUCGACAACCGCAAGUAUGCACCUCCAUCAUCUCGGUGCAAGUUCCAGCACCGGGAUCGGAGCUCCGAGCGGUCAAGACGGUAA
Molecule: messenger RNA, 156 nt
Organism: Gloeophyllum trabeum ATCC 11539
Lineage: Eukaryota; Fungi; Basidiomycota; Agaricomycetes; Gloeophyllales; Gloeophyllaceae
Exons: 2
Coding region: 1-156 (51 amino acids)
Source: RefSeq, a predicted model, not a curated record